This is a messenger RNA of Zophobas morio, 1433 nucleotides long. It is a transcript of the gene CSN4, whose product is annotated as COP9 signalosome complex subunit 4. Lineage: Eukaryota; Metazoa; Arthropoda; Insecta; Coleoptera; Tenebrionidae. The record is from RefSeq and is a predicted model, not a curated record. The coding region runs from base 113 to 1342 and encodes 409 amino acids. Gene Ontology annotation, cellular component: COP9 signalosome; cytosol. The transcript is spliced from 5 exons.
GUGUUGUUCUGUCAUUUCUUCAUAUCUGUCAUUUGUCAAAAAACAAUUACUCUUAAAAAAAUAAUAAUCAAAUAAUAAUAACCGAAGAAGCAGAAACAACGUUCCACUCAUCAUGUCCGAAAAAAUCAACGCUAUAAGGUCCCAAUUAUCCAACAUAAUAGCAUCAGGAGGCUCCCACAAAGACCAAGCCGAAAAAUACCGCAUAAUCCUCGAGAACAUCCUCACCGGUUUAGGACCAGACCUAAGCGAAGGUCUUCAGAUCUUCAUCGAAGCAAUCGUCAAUGAAAACGUCAGCCUGGUGAUCUCCAGACAAAUCCUCACCGAAAUCGGCGCCCACUUAAUGAAGCUCCCGGACGACAUCUCCAAAGACGUGUGCCACUACAUGCUCGACAAAGUCCAGCCGCGCGUCAUCUCUUUCGAAGAGCAAGUGGCCAGCAUUCGGCAGCACCUCGCCGACAUUUACGAACGCAACCAAAUGUGGCGCGAGGCCGCCAAUGUUCUAGUAGGCAUCCCCUUAGAAACGGGCCAAAAGCAGUACACCGUCGACUACAAACUAGAAACUUAUCUAAAAAUCGCUCGUUUGUAUUUAGAAGACGAUGAUCCGGUUCAAGCAGAAGCGUUUAUUAAUCGGGCCUCCCUUUUGCAGGCGGAGUCGAAAAAUGAGCAGUUGCAGAUUUACUAUAAAGUGUGCUAUGCGAGGGUUUUGGAUUAUAGGAGGAAGUUCAUUGAGGCGGCGCAGAGGUACAACGAGUUGUCGUACAGAGUGAUUGUGCACGAAGAUGAGAGGAUGACGGCUUUGAGGAAUGCUUUGGUGUGCACUGUUCUGGCGUCAGCGGGACAGCAGAGGUCGCGGAUGUUGGCUACUUUGUUCAAGGACGAAAGGUGCCAGCAGCUGCCCGCUGUUGCCAUUUUGGAGAAGAUGUACCUCGAGAGGAUUAUUAGGAGGUCGGAGUUGAGGGACUUUGAGGCGCUGUUGCAGCCCCAUCAAAAAGCUUGUACCAUAGACGGCUCGACGAUUCUGGAUCGUGCCGUCAUCGAACACAACCUCUUGUCCGCGAGCAAACUCUACAAUAACAUAAGUUUCGAAGAAUUGGGUGCUCUUCUGGAAAUCCACCCAUCAAAAGCUGAGAAAAUCGCUAGCCAGAUGAUAACCGAAGGUCGCAUGAACGGCUACAUCGACCAAAUCGACUCCAUUGUCCACUUUGAGACUCGCGAAACCCUCCCCCAGUGGGACAAGCAAAUCCAGUCUUUAUGCUACCAAGUGAACUCAAUCAUCGAGUCCAUCGCGAAGAACGAGCCCGAGUGGAUCAGCAAGGUCAUGGAAGAGCAAAUGGUAUCUUAAUAAAAACACAACAUUUUGUAAAUUAUUUAUUGUUUUACAAUACUUCAUGUCAAAAAAAAGGUCGAAUUAAAAGCUUGCACAAGUAAAAAAA